AUGUCCCGUAAGCCAUACGCCAUGCCCGGAAAUAACGACGAUAGAAUGCCAAAACGCCGGAAGCGAGUUAUAACUCCGGCGCGGAAAGAACAGAACCGGGUUGCCCAACGGCUUUAUCGCCAAAGGCAAAAGGAACGUCUGCAGCGAGAAAAGAAUAUCGCUGGAGCGUCUUGCACGUCCAGAGCCAUACAGCCCGCCCCAGCUGUAAACCAGGUGCCGGUGCAAACUGUAGAUUCCAUCAACUGUUGUACGGCCGAUGGUCCAGCGGUGCAUCCAGACACUUCACCGAGGCAAUGUUUGGCACCGAUGAAGUUAACUCUUGAUCAUUUGUUUCCUUCGGAGAAUACUCCUAAUACCCAACAUGGCGAUGUACAUGCCCAGCACAUCCAGGAGCAUACAUCUAAUGAGAACAUAUCGGGCUCAAGUUCAACGGACAUAAUACUACCUAAUCCUUACCACAACACUCUCGAACUAACACAUACAAUGCUUCUCCGCGCAUGCCUUCACAAUGCCCAAAGCUUGGGAAUCAGCAUCAAGCAAUUCUUCAGCUAUGAGUGCAUGUCUCUUUGUUCACCAUUCUACCGACCCAACAUCACCAUGUCGGAUGACCCUCACGCCCUCAUCAAGAACGUUUCCAGUCCAGCUACCCCUGCGCAUCUCCAACCGACACUACCUCAGAUCCUCUUUCCUCACCAUCCGCUAUUAGACCUGCUGCCGUUACCUUCUUUAAGAGCCAGAGCGGUCAUGUUAGCUGCUACAGCACCCACAUUGAUAGAUGCCGGAGACCUCAAGAGGGAUAUCGUCGAAAGGGCGGGUAUUAUUUGUCAGGGUGAACAGCCCUGGGAGAUGCGCAGUUGGGUGGCUGCACCGUGGUUCUUAAAGAAGUGGAAGUUGCUACUGGGCAAUCUUUAA
Messenger RNA from Aspergillus bombycis, 912 nucleotides. RefSeq names its product bZIP transcription factor. The transcript is spliced from 2 exons. The coding region runs from base 1 to 912 and encodes 303 amino acids. The record is from RefSeq and is a predicted model, not a curated record. NCBI's taxonomy places the organism in Eukaryota, Fungi, Ascomycota, Eurotiomycetes, Eurotiales, Aspergillaceae.